AUGACGAAGUCUGAGAAGCCAACUUCAGACUUUGUCAACAAAUUAGAAAAACAAAUUAAGCAGCCACAACAUGAAAUACCUGAGGCAACUUCAUCCUUCCAAAUUCCCCAAAUAAGUCGCGUUUGCUGGACAACUAUGAGACUAAUCCAGCUUCAGGCCCAGCAGCCAGAGCUGCCACAAACCAAGAAACUUGGGUUUCCUUUGGACAAGAAGAUUAUCAAAGAAACUUCCAAGAUUUCAGAUGAUGUUAGCCUGCACAAGAAAGUCAGUAAUGAGACAGAGAAACCCAAAAGCAAAUCAAAAUCAUCAUCUGCUCCAAUUCCAGUUGCAUACUUCCCCAUGAAUUCAUAUCUCUCUCGCUUGUAG
Molecule: messenger RNA, 366 nt
Organism: Dovyalis caffra
Lineage: Eukaryota; Viridiplantae; Streptophyta; Magnoliopsida; Malpighiales; Salicaceae
Source: the annotation of a GenBank genome assembly